Messenger RNA from Saprolegnia diclina VS20, 1901 nucleotides. RefSeq lists its product as hypothetical. The transcript is spliced from 3 exons. Gene Ontology annotation, molecular function: amino acid transmembrane transporter activity. The record is from RefSeq and is a predicted model, not a curated record. NCBI's taxonomy places the organism in Eukaryota, Oomycota, Saprolegniomycetes, Saprolegniales, Saprolegniaceae. Gene Ontology annotation, biological process: amino acid transmembrane transport. The coding region runs from base 351 to 1841 and encodes 496 amino acids.
AUCGGCAAGACGGCCCGCCGUGUCCACGUUGCCUUUGCCUUCACGAGCCCCAAGUGCAAUGUCGUGACUGCUGGAAAGGUCGCACUCGCAUCCGGAUAUCCGGAUACGGCGCCAAAAGACGCGUGAUUGGGCAAACACGGCGUCUCGAACGCGCAGCGCUUGUUCCGGCGGAACGCGCGGUGCCAAGAGCAUUCGAUUGCGUGCGCUUAGCCCCACGUGGCCAACCGGCACAGUCGGUUCGAUAGCUCUCGACUAAACCUACGAGCUUGCUGCCCAGCGCCAAAGCCCACUGCUACUGGCGUCAGUAGCCGCGUGCACAUCCCACUCCGCCGCCGCCGCCCCACUCCAGCAUGGCGAUCACUUUGAAACUUCCCCGCAUGGCGCCGGUGCCGGAGUCGCACCGCCUCCUCAAGCCGUCGGCCACGCCGGCGUAUGCCUCUGUGCGCGCGACGAGCCCGACCGCCGACGACGACGCGUACGACCGCGACUGCGAGCGCGGCGUGCCCAUCGUGCUCCGGCACUCGGCGUCCGGGCUCUACUCGCCGACGCACAAUGCCGCGCCGCGCAUGUUUCCGAUGGCGUCGCACGCGUCAUUUGGCAUGCUCGUGGCCAUGACGUUCAUGACGCUCUUCAUGUCGGUCGUUGGCGCUGGCAUGCUCAGCCUCCCGUACGCCUUUGCGACCGCGCCGUUUUGGCUUGUGCUAUCCAGCUUGGUGUACGUCGGUCUCUCGAUGGCGUUUAGCGCCGACACGCUUCUGCGCGUCCACAUUGCCACGUCCCUCUCGACUUUCAACGCGCUUGCGUACGCCGCGCUGGGUCCGUGGUUUUGUCACGUCGUGUCGCUCAGUACGAUCCUCGCAGUCUUUGGCGCGUGUGUCGGGUGCCUCGAGAUCGUGCACGACCUUGCGCCGUUCUUGCUUGCGCUCGUCGGUGUGCCCGCGUCGCAGCAUGCGCCGACAAUCGUGCUCUGUGUCUUUGUCGCCAUCAUGUACCCGCUCACGUUGCUCAAGAAACUCACCGCGCUUCGCUUCUCGAGCUACAUUGGCUUUGGCGCGUCGCUCUACCUUGUGGUUGCCAUCUGCGUCGCAAAGGCGCAGCGCCCAACCGCCGUGAUCUCGCCCAAGACGGAGACGCCGCCGGUCGUGCUCACGACCGCGCACCUCAUGUCCAUGUUCAACUACGCCUUUGUGAUGCACCUCAACGUCAUUCCGCUGUACGACAAUCUGCGACAAGCGACGCACGAAAGCCGGCACACGCCCGGCGGCAGCUUUAUCUACCCGGACGCCUCGAAAGUCAUGACGCGCAUCGUGUUUGCCAUGUCGACGGUCUGCGUCGUUAUGUACAGCCUCUUUGGCUACAAUGCACAUGCCAUGUACGGCGACGCGACGAACGGCAACAUUUUGCUCAACCUCGAAGGCGAAGCGCUCAUGGCCCUCCCGCGCGUCGCAGUACUGGCGACGAUCCUCUUUUCAUUUCCGCUGAUUUACCACCCGCUGCUCAUGCUCUGCGAGUCGUUCACGAUGCAUAUUGUCUACCAGCAGCACCCAACGUCGCCGACAGUCCACGCUGCGUCGCGCCCAGCCCGCGCGCUCGCGUCAAUUGCGCUCAUGGGCUUGCUCUUGUUUGUGGCGGCGGUCAUGCCCGGCAUUCAAGUGACCUUUUCGCUCACAGGCGCGAGCUGCGUGACGCUCAUCUGCUACGUCUUUCCUGGCGUGUGCUACCUCAAGCUCGUCCCAGACGCGCCAAUGUGGCGCAAGGUCGUUGUCGCCGGCGUCAUGGUCGUCGCGUCGGUCGUCGGCGUCAUUGCAACCGUCCUCGUUUGUUCAGGAACUGCGUUUUAGCUUCUCACUUCUCGAGCUUUUAUCUAACUAUCAAAAAUCCCACCUCGUUUUGACCUGGUC